Acanthosepion pharaonis is the source of this 894-nucleotide messenger RNA. The record is from the annotation of a GenBank genome assembly. Lineage: Eukaryota; Metazoa; Mollusca; Cephalopoda; Sepiida; Sepiidae.
AUGUUUCUUUUUUUUUCUCUCUCUUUUUACUCUCUCCUUACUUUUAACUGCCUGAUGAAGAUAUUUCUCUCUUUUCGUCUUUCUUUCUCUUUACUUCUGCUCCUUUCUUCUUUCUUUCUUUCUUUCUUUCUUAAUUUUUUUCUCGCGUUCUUUUUCUCUAUCAUUUUUCUUUCUUCCUUCCCUUCUUACGUAUUUCAUUUUCUUUCUCCAUCUCUUCUUUCCAUUUCUUUCUUUCCAUUUCUUUCUUUCUUUCUUUCUCGUUCCUAUCUCUUUCUUAUCCUUUAUUGUCUUUUUUCUCGCUCUUCAUUUCCUGUUCUUUCUUUCUUUCCUUCUCAUAUUUUUUCUUACUUUGUUUCCUUCAUAUUUAUUUCAUUUUCUUUUUCCCUCCCUUCUUUCUCUCUUUCUGCCUUUCUUUUUUCUUUCUAUUUAAUUCAUAUUGUUUCUUGUAUUUUCCUCUCUCUUUUUAUUUUCCUGUUCUUUCUUUCUUUCUUUCUUUCGUUCACUCUUCCUCCCUUCCUUUCUUUCUCGCGCUUUUUUUUCUAUUUUUCUUUACUUCAUUUCCUUAUAACUUAUUUCAUUUUCCUCAUCGCUCUCUUCUUUCUUUCUUUCCUUCUUUCUUACUUUCUGGUUUUUUUGCUUCUUUCUUUCUUGUCUUCUUUUUUUUUUUUUUGCCUCUUUCUUUCUCGUCUUUGGGUUUUUUUUUGGUUUUUUUUGGGUUUUUUUUUUUUUUUCGUUUUUUUUUUUUCCUUUUUCUUUCUCGUCUCCAUUCUUUUAGUUUUUUCCCCUGCUUUCUUUCUCGUCUCCAUUCUUUUCGUUCCCCUCCUUCUUUCUCGUCUCCGUUGUUUUCGUUUAUUUAUUUAUUUAUUUAUUUUUUCUUUUGUUCUUUUUCUUUAA